AUGUUUUCAGGUCCUUGGUGUGAGCCCUAUCGAGGGAUUUGAAAAGGUCAAGCAAGUAUACACAAGAAAACGCAAAGAAGCUGACAAGAGAGGUGAUGAGGCUACUGCUGAACUUCUUGAAAAAGCAUAUGACAAACUCAUGAUGGCACAAUUAAUGAAUCAGAAGAAGGGUGUAACAUAUGGUUCGUUUAAGGUUUCGAAGGAUGCGAAAUAUGCGGAUAAGCAGCCGAUUGUACCAUGGGGGCCAAGGUUCUCGAAGGCUAGCGAUUAAGAUAUGCGCAUCAACUUGGCAAUUUCCGCUGCAUUUACAGCUUGGAUUUUAAUCAAGCGCAAUGCUGAAUAUAAACCGUUGCAGUUUUUGGCUUUUGCAUUCGUUUAUCGAUUUUUUUUUGAACCACCUGUAUCACCGACAUUUACGGAAGAAGGUGAAGAUGAUGGGCGGGGCAUCCGAAUGGGAAAAAGACUUCUCCGUUCUCUCGUGCUAGUUUUCAGUUGUAUUGCUUUGGCCUCUCUGGCAUACACAGGUGUUUUGAAUUUGAUCGAGUACAUCGGCGGUUAUAUACCCCUUUUUCUCUACAAUAACCAGGAGCUCAUAGUGACCGCCGCAUCAGCAGUUUCGCUAUACAUUAUGGCGUCGUACUAUAGGUGACGAGCCCUUACAACAUAUCUCUCAUCGUCUCUUCGUGCCAGUCGCAU
This is a messenger RNA of Hibiscus syriacus, 696 nucleotides long. RefSeq lists its product as uncharacterized. Gene Ontology annotation, cellular component: chloroplast membrane. Lineage: Eukaryota; Viridiplantae; Streptophyta; Magnoliopsida; Malvales; Malvaceae. The coding region runs from base 275 to 649 and encodes 124 amino acids. The transcript is spliced from 8 exons. The record is from RefSeq and is a predicted model, not a curated record.